Phanerochaete carnosa HHB-10118-sp is the source of this 4376-nucleotide messenger RNA. RefSeq names its product carbohydrate esterase family 4 protein. NCBI's taxonomy places the organism in Eukaryota, Fungi, Basidiomycota, Agaricomycetes, Polyporales, Phanerochaetaceae. Bases 1002 to 2552 code for a protein of 516 amino acids. The record is from RefSeq and is a predicted model, not a curated record. The transcript has 14 exons. Gene Ontology annotation, biological process: carbohydrate metabolic process.
CUUGCCGAUCUGUGCUACAGGCUAAGCUGAACCCUGUGCAUUUUUCUCAGCCAGGCCUGUGUCCGCGCGACUCGUCGCCGUCGCCUAUGUUCGUCGUAGCCGGAAGAACAGAAGGUGCUGACCACGGCAUUUAACACCCGUGCCGCAGAACUGUGGCCACGAAGGCAGCGCCGGUCGCGGGGCGCAGCGAAGCCACCUCUUGUCUCGCAUAUGGACGCCACGGCGAGCUGAAGACGACGGCAGCAAGGACAUACCGAAUCGAAGUCUCUCCUGCGCAUCCUCGAGUUCCCACCCAUCUAUCAUCCCCCAAUUGCCUCUUGUCCGCCCGUCUCUCCAUGCGGCAAGCAGAAGGCUGUUGUUGGUUUGAACGUUCAUCCUAGCAGGUGUAGUGUUGCAAAUAUAGCGAGCGCCAUCUCCCGAAACUGCGACGUCAGUGUUUCCGCGCAGGGCUGCGCAGCCCGUGGUCUCUUCGGUUCCUGGGAUAUAAAGCCCGUGAGUGAUUCGGGAGCGAGCGAAUGCAAACCACCUCAUCUGCCCUCUGGCUGCACGAUGUCGUGGGGAAAGAUUCCGCGCUUCUCGACUUUGUAACAUGAUAACGAUGCGUCCGCAUGCCCCGGGGUGAUGCAGUGCACGCCACGAUGCCUGGUGACGAAAGCCAGUUAGGAAGGCGUGCAGGAACGUCUUGCACGGGCGACGAUGGCUGGCGGCGUCCCGUCCGUCCCCCGCCAUGGCCGCGCUCGGACAAGAUGCAUCGUCGGCUGGCCCGGACCAAGCGACACCUCCAAGCGACGCCUGAUUGACGCGGCGGUGUGCCAAAGCACGCGCAUGCAUUCUGUCGGCAGCAUUUUGCCGCCCUCUUCGUAAGAUUCCUCCGUCUCUUGUCUGUCUUUUCGUCCCUUCCUCCCUCUCUUUUCCCGCAGAGAGCGACGGCCUCCCCUCCCUCGACCUCCCGCUCUCCUCUCAAGUCUUGCUUCGACAGCGGUAUUCGUUCGGGCUGGGAGAUGCUGCCACAAGUGCUCUUCCUUCUCUCGCUCUUUGCGGGUAUCUUUGCGCAAGACGGCUCGGUUACGGGGCCGACGUCCUCCCCAGAGGCUGCUGGCUACAGCUGCGACCCGACCCAGUGCAAGCUCCCCAAUUGCAACUGUGCCAGCACCGACCCGCCUGGUGGUCUCGAUCCGUCGGUCGUCCCCCAGUUCGUCGUCUUCACCGCGGACGAUGCCGUCCAGAGCUACACCAUCGACGCCAUCAAUCAGUUCCUCGCGCACCGCAAGAACCCGAACGGAUGUGCACCUACAAUGACCUACUUCACGUCGCUCAACUACACGAACUACACGCUUGUGACGGACUGGUUUGUCGCCGGAAAUGAGAUCGCCGACCACACGAUGACCCACGUCGGGAGCCCAGGCGCGGACCAGAUCAACGGGAACCUGAUCGCGCUGAACGCGCUCGCGGGCAUCCCGCUGAGCGCGGUGCGCGGCUUCCGCGCGCCGUACCUGAACUACACGCCCGAGACGCUCGAGCUGCUCGCCGCGGCCGGGUUCACGUACGACUCGAGCGCGUCGGCCGCGACGCCCGUCACGGAUCCGAACACGGACGCGUGGUGGCCGUACACGCUUGACUACGGCAUGGCGAACGACUGCCUCGCCGUGCCCGGCCUCUGCAAGGGCGCGCCGAAGCUGCCUGGCUUCUGGGAGGUGCCGAUGUACGCGUUCUUCGACACGCGCGGCGUGGCGGGGAUACACCUGAUGGACCCCUGGCUAGACACGGCGAACGGCGCGUCGGCGGUGAACGACUCGGCGACGCUCGCGUACAUGCAGUCUACGUUCAACGACCACUAUCACGGGAAGCGCCAGCCGAUCGGGCUCUACACGCAUCCCAUCCACCUCGCAACCGGCUACCCCGGCGUCGCGGCGCCCACCUCGACGAUCAACAUGAUCAACCAGUUCCUCGACUGGGUGCAGAACCAGCAGGACGUGUGGAUCGUGUCGACGGGCCAGCUGCUGGACUGGGUGCGGAACCCGGUGCCGGCGUCGGAGCUGAACACGAUCGGGUCCUUCAAGUGCUCGACGCCGCAGGUCGACCCGGGCCGCAAGAUCUGCAACGGCGUCCCGCAGAACGAGGCGGGCCUCCUCAGCCAGUGCGACUUCCCCGACUUCCCGUUCUUUACCUGCUACGGGUGCCCCGUCGAGCCGCCGACCGUCGAUGACCCAAACCCCGAGCAGCAGGUCCCUGCUGGUCAGCAGCCACGUUACCGCUUGCCCGCGAACUGCUCGACACCCUUCUGGGACCCGAUCGCAGGCAACUGCAUCUGCACGGCCUCGACGUGUGCGUUCGUGGACAACUCGCGGCCGAUCGGGCCGAACGGCGCGAACCUCACAGGCGGCGGCACAGGCAGCGGCCCGCUCUCGUCGGCGGCCGCGACGGCGACGGCGGAUCCGUAUGUGCCGUUUAACGGCAAUAAUGCCGCGCCGCGCGCUGCUGCGCCCGACGCUGCGUCGGCGGUGGUGCUCGGGACGGUCGUUGCUGUUGCAGGGAUCUUUGCGGUGCUUUGAGGCGGGUGGAUUGGGCUUCUGGUCUGGCUCGUUUAGGGACCGUUUGGUGCGGGGUCGAACAGCUCGCUGCGUAUGCGCUCACAUGGACUCUCGGGACAUUACACUGCAUUUAAUCUUACACGUCACUCGGGUACAUCGGGACUUUGCUUCUCUUAAUUUCUUACUUUAAUCAGUCUUUCGCGUUGCUCUACUACAGUCUUUACGCCAUAAUAUGCACAAAUCACGUAUGUAGCGGGUUUGUUUUAAUGCAUCUUUUGCUUAAUAUCCGGUCUUUGGCGUGUCUUCGGGGACCCAGUUCCUGUGUUGACGUACUCUACUCGCCCCGCUUCAACACCUUGAAGUCGAAAACAUCUGGUCUGGAGUAGUGCCCAACAACGUCCAUAGAUAACUUGCCACGAGCGACAUCGUCCAGGUCCAGGUCAGCAGUGAGAACACCCUCCUGCUUCCGCAAUGGACCAGCCAGGACCUUUCCAAGAGGGCUGAUAAUGACGCUGCCUCCCGCGAUCAUGACAUUCGGCUCGUUCGGGUCAUUCUCGUUGGCCGCAGCAUGCCCUUCAGGGUAAUCCUUGUUUUCGGCGUAUUGAACUGCUGAGAGGACAAAGCAACGUCCUUCGAGAGCAAUGUGGUGCAUCGAGUGUUGCCAGCCCUCACCGUCGUCGAUUGUCGGUGCACAAUAGAUCUGGGUGCCCUGGGAGUAAUAGAACGUGCGAACCAACGGCAUGUAAUUCUCCCAGCACAUCGUUGCCGAGAUUUUGGCCUUCACAGCCUGUUCUUCGCCUUUCGGGAUAAAUGUAGCCUCGUGAACUGGCAUAUGUGCUGCAUCUCCUUGCCCCCAAACGAUUCUUUCCGCCACGGUAGGCACCAGUUUGCGGUGCUUGGCGACAUAACCCUGGACAGGGUCCACGAAGACCGCCGUGCAGUAGAGCGUGCCCAAAUGCCGCUCAACUACCCCCACUACCAGAAAUACGCCGGUCUCCCGGCUGAUGGCUUCCAUCCGCGCCACGGCGUCCGAGCCGGGGACCUCGAUCGCAGAGCUGUGGUAUCUGACGAACUCAUCCCUGCCCUCAGAAGAAGGCGUGGAGCCGAUGCGACAGCCAAACGUGCUGUACAUUGGAUAACCGCCCACAAAGGCCUCAGGGAAUACCGCUAGCCGCGAACCCUCCUGCGCAGCCUGACGCGUGAAGCGGUCGAGCUUAUCGAGCGUAUCGGGAAGGGAAUACUGCGCGGCGCAUGUCUGUACGACAGACGCACGGAUGGUGUUCUUUCCUGGCAUCUUGCUGCUGAAGGCUGGGUUUUCAGCUUGUUGUCAGCUGCGGCCUGAGCCCUCGCUAUUUGAAGUUUUCGAAGCUGAUGAGUUAUCACACGAGUUGACAUCGUGGUGGAAAUCUCGCAACAGUUACUAAUACAAACCCGAUAGCUGAGAGCGUAGACGGGUAGUCACUAGUGUGUACUAAGCGGCCAGCUGGCAACUGGAGCAUGCUGGCAGCGGAUGACGCGGUGGGCAAUUCCUAUGGAGAGCACUUGGUAGAAGGGUGGUCUUCCCUAUGCCACCUCACACGAUGGCCGUCGAGUAGCGCAUCCUUUUCGCCCUGCACAAAGAUCGGAUUGUGUGUAACGCCCGAUCGGACGUUCGGGUGGGACAGACGAGCGGCAUUCGGCUUUGUUACACUGUGGCAAUGACCGUGCGUCUGUGACGUGGCGAGGCAGCUUCUCGCCGCUGCGUACUGCCUGAUUGGCCUGUCGAUGACUACAAACACAGAAUAGAAAAGACAGAGUAAAAGAACAGUGGACGUCGCGCAGAGUUUACACAAAACUGGGCGACAC